AUGAGCGCGCAGGUCUCCAGCUCCUACAAGGAGGGCACCUUCCUGUUCACCUCGGAGUCUGUGGGGGAAGGACACCCAGAUAAGAUUUGUGACCAGAUCAGUGAUGCUGUUCUUGAUGCCCACCUUCAGCAGGACCCUGAUGCCAAAGUGGCUUGUGAAACUGUUAUUAUUAACACUGGACUGGUUAUUCUUGCUGGGAAAAUUACAUCCAGAGCUGCCAUUGACUACCAGAAAGUAGUUCAUGAUACCAUCAAGCACAUUGGCUAUGAUGAUUUUUCCAAAGGAUUUGACUACAAGUCUUGUGCUGUUCAGGUGGCUUUGGAACAACAGUCACCAGAUAUUGCUCAAGGGGGUCACCUUGACCUGAAUGAGAAGGAGGUUGGUGCAGGAGACUACCAGGGCAUGGUGUUUGGUUAUGCCACUGACGAAACUGAAGAAUGUAUGCCUUUAACCCUUGUCUUAGCCCACCAGCUCAAUGGCCGGCGUGAGCACCGCAUUUCCUUUCAACAGCCGGCCUCCGAGGAAGCCUUGCCCAGCCCCCUGGCCAUGUAUCCCUUCUCUAAGCCCGGUUUUGCUUUUGUGCUCAUGGUUACGUCCACAGCGGCCGAGGCAGGGAUCGGCGACACCUAUUCCAGCAAGUCUGCAUAA
Messenger RNA from Echinops telfairi (small Madagascar hedgehog), 648 nucleotides. RefSeq names its product S-adenosylmethionine synthase-like. Gene Ontology annotation, molecular function: methionine adenosyltransferase activity; ATP binding. NCBI's taxonomy places the organism in Eukaryota, Metazoa, Chordata, Mammalia, Afrosoricida, Tenrecidae. Gene Ontology annotation, cellular component: methionine adenosyltransferase complex; cytosol. The record is from RefSeq and is a predicted model, not a curated record. Bases 1 to 648 code for a protein of 215 amino acids. Gene Ontology annotation, biological process: S-adenosylmethionine biosynthetic process. The transcript has 3 exons.